UUUCCUUCUGCCUGCUCUGUGGUGUCAUUGCUGGGAACUCUGUUGAGUAGGACUGUACCAUGUAAAAGAAGAAGACGUUUGUUUGCCAAAGGUAAAUGAGUGGGCUGGGAAUGCAAAUUCCACUCUGCUUAGGAGAGUGCAUGUAAUAAGGAAAUGUGCAAUAAAUUUUACCCAUUGAAAGAAACAAGUUCGUACAGUGCCUGCUAUGAAAAUGAAGAACGGAGUAGAACAGUGCUUCCCACUCACUGGCUUGGGACAAAGUUACCUGAUAACAAAAUUCACUCUCCAGCCCUGAAAAUGAAGAUUGGUUCAGAAUCUCAGCACAGCUUCUCCUACAGAAACUGACAAGUGCUAAUGAUGGCUGACAGCCUGAAGGCUGCAGUGCUUGCCUUAUGGACCCUUUUCUUUUCAUGUGCAACAUAUCACAUUAUGGCAACAGGGAGCAUACAGAUGUUUGACUGUUUCACUGACUAUGCCAGGGAGCUGACUUGUCACUGGGGAGUGGCUGCACAAACAAAAUGCUCCAAGGAAUUCCAACUCUAUUACAGGAAGGAAUAUUUCUCGACAGUAUAUAACGCAUGCAUCCCUGAGAAUGGAAAAGGCAGCAGCAGGAAUUCCAUUUCCAACUGCAUUUGCAUAAUUCUGCCCGAAUAUUUCUCGACAGGCCUCGCAUAUCAUUUAGCACUACAGGCCAAUGGGACAGUGCUAUGGAAUGGCACUGUAAUACUGGCACACAUUGUUAAACCAAGGCCCCCAAAAAAUCUUACCAUUGAGAAGAGUGAAAAUGAUAACUUGUACGUCUUGAGGUGGAUCGAGAGCUACAGCACAGAGGACAUGCUCUAUGGAGAGACAGUAAACUAUGAAGUCAAAUACUGGAACAAGCAGAAUCCAGAAGAGAAGUUUGUAAAACAGCUUUCCUACCAAACGACACACUUUGAAAUUCUUGCAACGCAGUUGAAGCGAGGGUAUGACUACCUUAUAAGCGUACGGCGUAAUUAUACAGGCAGCUAUUCCACCAACUGGAGUGACUGGAGCAAAGCAGUUGAAUUUCACAGUGAUUAUGGAGUAACUUUAGAAGAUAGUCUGCAGAAGAUUGUUCUCAUAUCCUGCAUGUUGAUCCCAGCUCUGAUUUUAAUCUGUUACUUCUGCUUUGCCAUAGUUAAGAGAGAAUGGUGGGACCAAAUCCCAAAUCCAGCCAAGAGCCAUCUGGUUGUAAAGAAUGUCAAGGCAGCUCAGAUUUCAGUCUGGAGAAAAAUGCUGUCCACUGAUGAAAUUAAGGCACCUUUCCGUGAUGUGAAACAGACUCACAUGGGACACCAACUAAGCUGUAAGAACUGUCUUGCAAAAUAUGCUCAAGGCCAAACCUUGAAGGGGAAAGAUAACGUCAAAAGUGGUGAGAAACCCGACAGUUGCCUGAAUAAAUGUGGAGAGUGGUUCCCAGAAGAGUAUGAGGCUGUGCUAAUUCCAGAGAUCACUUUGGUUGAAGAUUCUCUUGAAGUCUGUGAGUAUUCAACAAACACUGAAACUGAGAGCCAUGAGGACAACCUGGGUCAGAUCGUCUUGUGCCCACCUUGUGAGAGCAGUGCUAAUAGCUUUAUCGAACACACUCAACACAAUGAUGCACUUGCAGAGAUGUUUAUUAAGCUACUAGAAUGUGGAACCAGUAUUCAUGACACUGAAGUUCCAGACUUCAUCAUAGAAGAGCAUAAAAUCUUUGAGAACUGUGAAUCAGAAAAUUCAUCACAGCAAACACCAAAAGAAAAUGUAGUCCAGGAUCAACAGUCAUGUGAUACUUCACACGCUUGCUCCUUUUCCACUACAGCCUCUCAGGAUGACUACAACUGUACAGCUAGCACAAAGUCAGUGCGAUCAGAAGAAUCUUUUGAAUCUGGUUAUCAAAGUUCUAACACAGACCCUGCUUCUCCCAAGGCAAAGAAUCCUCCAGACAUGUUGCAUCAAAGCCACUUUCUUUGCAGUUCUGAAACUCAGAAUGACUUGUUGGUCUUGAUUAAAAAAUCACCAAAUGCUCCUUCCUCUGAGAUAAUCAAAGACGGAAUAAAUAGUCCAGCAUAUCAGAGCUUCGACAGCCUCAUGUCUCAGUCCACGGAGUCUUGUAGCACAGCAUAUAAGAGCUUCGACAGCCUCAUGUCUCAGUCCACGGAGUCUUGUAGCACAGCAUAUAAGAGCUUUGACAGCCUCGUGUCUCAGUCUACAGCAUUUUGUAGCCCAGCAUAUCAGAGCUUCAGCAGCCUCCUGUCUCAGACCACGGUUAGCAAUAGCCUGACACAGUGUUUGGAAAACCCAAGCUCUUCACUGUCCUUAGUAGAGUUUCCAGAGAAUCAAAUACUUCCCUGCAGAGAAGAACAAGCCCAUCGACUCCAUGGAGAUCAAAGUUGUUACACCGACCACAAGGGUGACUGCACCGAGACUGCUUUUCAAACCACCUGUUCAGAGGACAUAGACUUUACAUGGUUUUCCUCCCAUGCUCAUGACAAAGUUUCAUUUUUCCUGCCAGAGAAAGAAAUACACAAGCAAAUAACAUGUCAAAAUGUUCCAGAAAAAGCAGCUGCAAUUUCCAGCCCCUCUGUUUCUAUUCCAUCUAGUUACCAGCCUUUUGAUAUUGCUCUUAAACACAAUAAUACACACUGUGACAAUAACAGUGAGGCUAUUUCUGAGUCGCCUUAUAAACCCUUUAUCAACCUUUUAAACAACAACCUCAAAGAAACACUUCCAGCUAUCAUUGUCUGUGAAUCUGACCUGGAGAUAGACUUGUCAAACUUUCUAUAGCAUUGACUCAGAUGUUACCACAGGCUUUGCCUUUGGUCUGAGUUCAGGAGAGGACUCACACAAAACAGCAGUGACAGCCCUUGGAUUAUCAGCUUUAAUGAACCUUGUAGUGAUGGUAAAGAUGAAGAUACCGUGGGCGAGAAAAAGUUGCUGUGGUCUUUAGAUUCUAGCUCUCAGGGGAAGACUGGGAGGACCAUACAGGAGACAAAAAAUUGUACUUCUGACUACUUCUGACUGUACAGAUGAAAGGAUACAAGAGAGUAGCAAUAACAUGCCAUGUUCUCUUCUGAUAUGUUAUGCACGUGACCAUUUGAGGACGUCUGUAAAUGCGGAAGAAAGGGAAGCACAGUUACAGAAUAUUGUGAGCAUGGGAAGUGGCCGUGCAGUUAAUUUAUCAGAUGAGUCACUGAACCACAACACUAUUGUAUCUAAACCAUCCUUAGAAAGAAAUCAAACUUCAGAGCCCCCAAACUCAGCCGAGUUGCCACUGGGUGGCCCCUUUGUGGAUAGCUCCUGUUUAGGAACCUGGCCUUUUGAUUAUUGCUCCGUUCCAGGUGAGGGAUCAAAAAUGUCACUUUUUCAUAAAAACAGGCCAAAUGGACCUAAUGAGUGAGAGCACCAGGAUGAACCAGAAAACAGUGAAACGUACCUUCAUGGACAGGGGCUUGUGUAACUGCUAUAUGAACAUGACCUAGAUUAAUUUCACGGGGUUGCAAUCAAGAUAGCCUUUGGGAAUAAACUGUGUGGAAAAUGGAAAUGUUGCUUGUUUUCCCACACUCCCUCCAGAAGAGCAGGCUGUCACUAUGCAGACACUGAGUGGGCUCUGGAACAGAUCAGAAUAGAUUUGCUGAGAUGUCAUGGUCACACUUGCUCCAGCUGGCGAUUAGUAAAUGGCUUGGACUCUUGGGGCUGUUGGUGCUCAAGGAUCCCAGCAGUGGCUCUCCCAAUGAAAAGAUGGUGACAAGCUACAGACUCAGCUAGAGUCUGUGAUGGGGCCUGAUUCCACCCCCACAACUAGUAGCAGCUGCAUAGGGCAUGAACUCGUGUUCAUUUUGGCUUCCCCAGUAUUGGUCUGGCCCCAAUACCCUUGCAUGGGAAACAUGUUCACCCUGCAGCUCGGAUUCAGAGGUGCUAUAUAAGCUGGUUCACAUCCCAAGGACCUGGAAGAAGGUGCAAGUUAAAGCAGGAGGUCGCUGAUUUCAAGGACACCUUUGCACAGCCUCUCAUUAGCUACUUUCAGGAGACUGCAGGGACUGUAACUGUGGCUGGCCCUGGCGUGGGUGAUGUGAGAAGGAAAGGUGUAGCUUCCUCAUGGCCAGAGGUUGCUUUGCAUCACCCUGCCUAAUUUCCCUUUAUGGACUCCUCAAAAACUCCAGAUCAGAGCCCAAAAGUAAUUAAAACACUCCCCUGUUUGGGUCCAAUCUAUUGAGUCCUUCCAGGCCCUAAACCCAGUUCAGCAUCUCUCUCCCCUUUGGGUAGGGAGUCCCACUCCCAAACCCUCCUUCCUGGAGCUGGGUCACUGUACAAUGUCUCUCUGCAGGCCUUCAAGCUCCCCUGGUGUGUCACUGUCUUCCCUGCUUUAGUAAGCUACUCCCAGCCCUUCUUACCUGGGGCAACUCCUCUGGUCUCAGGGUCUUCCCUGCAGGAACCUUUCUCACUCUCUGCAUUCUGUUUCCUGCAGACACACCCCCUUCUUGGCAGCUUCCUGCUGCUCUCAUGAUCCCUGCUCAGGUGUGCCUACUUAGUUACUAAGGUUGGUUGGUCCCAAACCUCUACCCCUUAAAUGGGCAAGCCACCCUUUUACAGAGACUCCUGAGUCUGCCCCCCUCACGGCUGCAUGCAAAGGCCAGCACUGUCUAGCCCUCCGUAACUCUAUUCAUGAGGGUCAGUUUCUGAUCUGUUAUCUUAGUGUGACUGCAAUAACUCUGUGGAAGUCAGUGGUGUUACUCCACACUAGUAUCAAUGUAACUUAGAUCAGACAUUUUUAAACUGUGUAUGCCCCAAACGCCUGACUACUGUAGGAUCAAACUCCCUAAACUGCAUGUGCAUUCCAGCAGGUUUCUGUAUGUGUCCAGGGUAUAGAUUGGAAAUGACUCCCACAGCUGAAUUCAGCUGGGAUCACAUGUGCCCCAGCCCCUUGUGAUAAUACGUCCAAAGGUUUUCCCUCGGACUCUGAACUACUUGAGCGCAGAAGUAUAUUCUGUGGCAUUGUAAAUGCCACAGAAAGGUGGUGAGUCUAGAUAGUUAAAUGGCCACUGCAAAUUGUUUACAUUUCAAGCCAGCUUAUAUUAUUCAGAAACACCUGUUCCCAUUUCUAGCCAUAAACAGAGAGGCCUAGGCCAGUUCAGAGAAUGUAUCUGUGGCCACUGUUCAGCUACUGCGUUGUCAUCUUCUAUAAAGGAAGCUUUUCACUGCAGCAGCUCUACCUACAAAACUCAGAUGGGCAGGCAGAUAAGGGGUUUUGUGCCCCAAGUAGACUUUUGCGGCCAUACAAAGGAAGUGCAUAACCUCAGGAGGGCACUGCUGCAAGGUGCACAUGUUCAAGGUGGGUGUUUGCAUUUGUUUGGACCCUGGUACUUACACCACUAUAAUGAGGAUGUUGAUAAAUUAAAACAUAUUGUUGUUCAUUAUUAACAUGAUGAUUAACACAUUAAAGACUUUUACCAGAA
This is a messenger RNA of Malaclemys terrapin pileata, 5456 nucleotides long. RefSeq names its product interleukin 4 receptor (gene IL4R). Gene Ontology annotation, biological process: production of molecular mediator involved in inflammatory response; cytokine-mediated signaling pathway. The transcript is spliced from 10 exons. Gene Ontology annotation, molecular function: protein binding; cytokine receptor activity. The coding region runs from base 355 to 2787 and encodes 810 amino acids. The record is from RefSeq and is a predicted model, not a curated record. Gene Ontology annotation, cellular component: external side of plasma membrane; membrane. NCBI's taxonomy places the organism in Eukaryota, Metazoa, Chordata, Testudines, Emydidae.